AUGCUGUUAGCAACAGCACAUGCACAAGUCAUCACUUCAUCUACUAUUUACAACGCAAGACUGCUCGUCGACUCCGCAUCGGAGCUCAGCUUCGUUUCUGAAGAUCUCGUCGAACAGCUGGGACUUCAACGCACUCAAUCUUCAAUCUCCAUCACUGGCAUUGGUGGUAAGAAAUCAACACAACCUCGAGGUAUGGUAUCAUUACAUUUACAAUCUCUUUACAAUACCUCAUCAAUCUCAAUACAAGCUCAUGUGUUGCGAACUCUAACCACAAUUUUGCCGUCUUCUGAGGCACCCCAGCAAGACUGGCCACAUCUCAAUCGUCUCAAGUUGGCAGAUCCUGAGUUUUACAAGCCAAGAUCCAUCGACGUCAUCAUCGGUGCCGACAAUUAUGGACGAAUUAUAAAAUCAAAUGUAGUUAAAAGUUCGCCAUCAAUGCCAGUCGUUCAGCUCUCAAUAUUCGGAUGGCUCGUUACUGGAUCAGCAAGCACACGUCAAGCUCGUGUUUAUUCAUCAUUCAAUGCAUCGAUCUCGCAAGGCAGCGACGCUGCUUUGAGAGAAUUGCUGACGAAAUUCUGGAUUCAAGAGGAGCUUCCAACGGAAAACACAUCCCAACUCACACCGGAAGAACAAGAGUGUGAAGAUCACUUUCGUGCAACGCACAGCCGUGAUUCUACUGGGCGAUAUGUGGUGCGUAUUCCUCUCAAAUCAAAUACUAAAGUCUUGGGCACUUCUUACAGCACUGCUCGUUCCUGUUUGCGACGCACGCUUAACAAGCUCAGCAGGAAUCCUGAGUACCGUGAACAAUACCAACGGUUCAUGAAAGAAUACGAGGACCUCGGUCACAUGAAGAAGGCUUCUUCAAUCUCGCCCAACGACACGUCAAUCUACUAUCUCCCUCAUCACGGAGUUUUCAAGCGUGACAGCGAAACAACGAAGCUGCGGGUGGUCUUCAAUGGCUCAAGUCCAACAACAACUGGACUUUCUGUCAACGACAUCAUGCACAUUGGCGCAAAUCUCUUGCUCAACAUCACUGACGUUUUGCUGUGGAUUCGGCAUCAUAAAUGCAUCUUCGCGACGGACAUCACCAAGAUGUACCGUCAAGUACGAGUACACGAAGACGAUUGGAAUCUCCAAAGGAUACUCUGGAUUGAUGAGGAAUCAAAUGAAGUUCCAUACUCUCUCACAACGGUUACCUACGGUACCAAUGCUGCACCAUUCCUUGCUGUCAGAGCCCUGUUGCAACUUGCAGAGGACGAGGGUCAACGUUACCCACUGGCAGUACCAUCAAUCAAACACGCCAGGUACGUCGACGACAUAUUUGGUGGUGCAGACCAUCUCGACUUGUUAAUUGAAAUUGCUUCUCAACUAAAUGACUUGUGCAACGCGGGCGAUUUUCCUUUGGCAAAGUGGCACUCAAACGAAGCCACUUUGCUCAAGGCAAUUGUGCUCUGUGAACAAUCACAGAGCACUUCAAUCUCACUAGACGACUGCAAUACCAAAAUUCUCGGAUUGCGAUGGAAUACUGUCAACGAUAGCUUCACAUUUACUUCAAAAUCGCACCACAAUCUCAAUCUCACAAAACGCCUUGUACUAUCUGAAGUAGCACAGAUAUUUGAUCCGCUUGGCUUUUCGUCUCCAGUCAUUAUUCGAGCGAAGGUACUCCUGCAAGAAUUAUGGCUUCUCAAUCUCAAAUGGGAUGAUCCACUGCCAUCCCAUGUUACCACACGAUGGAUUGCGAUCAGAAAAGAUCUUACAAGUCUGGCCAGACUCUCAAUACCAAAGUGGUUCAACACCUACAACAAUUCUACAGUGGAAUUACACGGCUUCUCUGACGCAUCACAACUUGCCACGGCAGCAGUAAUUUACAUUACUGUUUUUUCACCGUCCAUAGAUCUCAAAGUGACGUCACUGGUGUGCUCCAAAACAAAGGUCGCACCUCUCAAGAAGCUUACAAUUCCCCGACUCGAACUCACAGCAGCGCUGAUGCUGGCAAAAUUAAUGAAUUACGUUCAAGCAAAUUUCAAGCUCGAAAUUGCUACAACACACCAGUGGACGGAUUCUCAAGUGACACUUACAUGGAUCAAAUCUCACGCAUCACGGUGGAAGGACUACGUCAGGAAUCGUGUAACACAAAUUCAAGAAUUAACGCAAACUGCAACUUGGAUGCAUGUUCCUGGCACAUCAAACCCUGCUGAUUGCGCUUCUAGUAGAGUUCAGCAAGUGUAA
This is a messenger RNA of Osmia bicornis bicornis, 2229 nucleotides long. RefSeq lists its product as uncharacterized. The record is from RefSeq and is a predicted model, not a curated record. NCBI's taxonomy places the organism in Eukaryota, Metazoa, Arthropoda, Insecta, Hymenoptera, Megachilidae. The transcript has a single exon. Bases 1 to 2229 code for a protein of 742 amino acids.